Molecule: messenger RNA, 1574 nt
Organism: Tachysurus vachellii
Lineage: Eukaryota; Metazoa; Chordata; Actinopteri; Siluriformes; Bagridae
Exons: 7
Coding region: 60-1046 (328 amino acids)
Source: RefSeq, a predicted model, not a curated record
GGAUCACUUACUUAAAACGUCUUGCAAAUUGCUCAAGGGAUUUAGUGCCUGAGAUAAGAAUGAAAGUAAGAAUGGUUUUGCAGUGUUUCGUCCUUCUGGUUUUCUUCCUCAGUAGUAACCAUGGACAUAUUGAGUUCAUUUAUACAACAGAGAAUGAAGUAAAAUUGUUCUGCAACACCAACAAAUGGCAAAUAAGCACAGUGUCUGAAAACAAAAUUGAUGUGAAUUGCACAGUGAAGUGUGUUCCUGGUGAACAGCUCAAACUUAACAAUAUCCAGAAAUUCUGUACAAAUGAAGAUUCAGAGAAAGUUGAGGAAAAAUGUCCACUAAUAGCAACCAGUGGAUUUUUUCAAUGUGUCACUGCUCUGGAUUCUCGUUUACUGUAUCCAUUCGCACCGUCUCCCAACACUGUCACCUUAUACAUAGUCGCCCCUGCAUAUGAAUCCAUAACAAACAAGUCUGUGGAAAGAUCUUCAGUCGUGCUCACUAAAGGUGAAGAUGUACUUUUAAACUGCAGUUUCAUCAUUACAGAAGAAUAUUCCAGCAUAUAUUUUGCUGUUUACUGGAUCAAGACCAUUGAAAAGAAGAGUAUCUGUGUGCAUUCUUAUGGUUAUAACAGAGAUACUGGUAUAAAUUACAAUCCCUAUUGCAAUGUGCAAGAAGAUCUGCUUCACAGGCUCUCAAACCAAACACCCAUAAGCAGAAGCACCCAUAACAUCAGGAUCAGUAACAUAACAGAGUCAGAUGCUGGACAAUAUCUUUGUGCUUUACGAGUGCACACAUAUUCAAAAACAAAAGUAAUGUGGAAGAUUAUAAAUAAUAUCACAGUCAAUGUAAAUAAAGGUCCUAAUAUAGCUGGAAACCGAUUGGAUGCUGAGUCUCUCAUCCGCUUAUGUGUUACACUGCCAAUAAUACUGGGUGUUCCGAUAGCUGUUUUGAUCGUGAAUUUAUGGAAAAAGAAUAAAGCCUCACCCAGAUCUCAAACCAUGGAACUGCAAACAAUCCAACAUAGAGAAGAAACUUCUGACAUGAACUUUGAAGCAUGAACACAACACAGCACUUAGGAAGAGUGAAUGUUCAGAAAAAGAACAUCACCCCAACAGUAAAAUAUGGUGGUGGUAGUGUGAUGGUCUGGGGCUGAUUUGCUGCUUCAGGACCUGGAAGACUUGCUGUGAUAAAGAGAACCAUGAAUUCUGCUGACUACCAAAAAAUCCUGAAGGACAAUGUGCAGCCAUCUGUUCGUGACCUCAAGCUGAAGCGAACUUGGGUUCUGCAGCAGGACAAUGAUCCAAAACACACCAGCAAGUCCACCUCCGAAUGGCUAAAGAAAAGCAAAAUGAAGACUUUGGAGUGGUCUAGUCAAAGACCUGACCUGAAUCCUAUUGAGAUGCUGUGGCGUCACCUUAAAAAGACAGUUCAUGCUCGAAAAACCCUCCACUGUGGCUGAAUUACAACAAUUCUGCAAAGAUGAGUGGACCAAAAUUCCUCAACAGCGUUGUAACAGACUCAUUGUUAUUAUCGCAAACGCUUGAUUUCAGUUCUUAAUGCUAAGGGUGGCACAAACAAUUAUUGGG